UUUCCUCACUCACUUAUUGAUUCAAUUCGAGCCACGACAUUGCAGCGAGCAGAACGGCGUGCGAACGGAUACGCAGUCAAUUUUUAAGUUUUUUAUCAAUUUUUGUUAUUUUUGAAUGAGUCAAAAAACCGAGAAACCUGUCUUAUCUGGGCAGCGAAUUAAAACUCGCAAAAGGGAUGAAAAGGAAAAACUUGAUGUUAAUGGAUUUCGCGACCAAUUGUUACAAGGUCUAAUUGAAGCUGGAACGGAUUUGGAGGCCCUUUCUAAAUUUUUGGAUGGGGCUGGGGGAACGAAACUGGACUAUCGACGCUACGGCGAAACCCUCUUUGAUGUUUUAAUCGCGGGGGGCAUUCUUGGCCCCAAUGGGGUCACUCCAGCCGAGGGGGAUAAGUUGGCUCCGGCCUCCGUCUUUGCGACGGAGAACACCAUCGACGCUCUUCGCCUACAAGAACAAGUUUUCCUCAAACUGACGCGGCGUUUCAAGUACCUCGAAAAACUAUUUCAAGAACAAAUAAAAAAGGUGUUUACUUACAUGAAGAGGUAUUCGGAUGAAGAUCGGAUUAAAUUGGCAAGAAUGACGGCACUCUGGAUUUGUAACGGCUCUUUACCCCCAACUUGUUUGGCUCUUGUUGGACAAGAACAUCUUGUCAAGGACAACGUUGCUCUUGAUUUCAUUUUGGAAGUGUUUACAACUUGGAAGCAAGAGAAGGGUGUCUCUAACGUCGUUUCAGGUUUGAAGAAAAGUGGUCUCGAGUCGAAGAUGAUGGAGUUUUUCCCUUCAAACAAGCGCACUCCCGAGUACUUCAACAGUGUUUUCCAGGAGAGGAAUCUGGCUGAAAUUGUCCGUCUCCAGAAGAACCAAGCUUCCCAAGAGAUGAAACUGAAUUUGCAUAAGGUCGUGUCUGAUGCGUUGGAUGAAGGCAAAGCGGCAAAAGACAUCAUUGCUGAAGUAAAAGAUUAUUCAACCAAGAAUAACUUGCCGGAGCACGAAAUUGUGACUAUUGUGUGGGGAACACUUAUGGCUGCUGUUGAAUGGAACAAAAAGGAAGAAUUGGUUGCUGAACAAGCUCUGAAGCACAUUAAGAACUAUGCCUCCUUUUUGGGAGCAUUUAGCACAACCCCAAAGGCCGAGCUCACCCUGAUCUUGCGCAUUCAAGAGUUUUGUUACGACAAUAUGAACUUUAUGAAGGUUUUCCAGAAAAUUAUCUUGCUCCUUUACAAAAACGAUGUUUUGUCCGAGGACUCGAUCAUGAAAUGGUAUAAGGAGGCUCAUUCAUCCAAGGGAAAGAGCGUCUUCUUGGAGCAAAUGAAAAAGUUUAUCGAGUGGCUCCAAAGUGCCGAGGAGGAAUCUGAGUCAGAUUCUGAUUAGAUUGAAGAAUAAAAUCCCACUUCAAUUUUCAUCUCUACCAAUCAUUGUCCCAUACCAUCCUUGAGAUGAACUUGGUACCACUACCACAACUGUUGAUUCCACUACACACUCUGCAAUCAAAUCAGUAAAAUUAUUCAACAUCGAUCUUGAAAUCCGUUGUCCAUCCAUCCAUCAUCAUCACUACAAUUAUCGUCGUUCAAACUAAAUCGGAUUUUAUCGGAUUCAUAAAAAAAAUCAUCAUACAGGUUAAACAAAUUAAUACAAAGGGUACAGAGGAGAGAGCUAGCUACUUGAUAAAUUACUAAUCCGUUCAUUCAAAAUUUCCAAUAAACAACUCUCUCUCUCUCUAAACUCAGGAUUUUAAGAUUAUGAAAAAAGAACAAUUCUGUAAUUAUUAUUCAUCAUCUUUGAUCCUUAAUUUGUUUAGGUUCAUUCAAUUAGACAAUGCUUAUUAUGUAAUUUCAACAAGUGAUCUUAUCAAUUCGUUUCGUAUAUUGAUGUGCUAAAAUAUGUAAGACACCUUGUUCUCCGAGUUCGAUUCGAUAAAUGUUAACUUAUACUUUAAGAUUAUGAUUACGUUACAAUUUUCUACAUUACUUAACUUACAUACACACGUAAAUAUAUAGUGUUAAAAAUGAACAUACAUAAUACAGUUCCAAAAAUGUUCUUAAAAUUUACAAAACAAA
Folsomia candida is the source of this 2055-nucleotide messenger RNA. RefSeq names its product protein krasavietz (gene kra). The transcript is spliced from 9 exons. The coding region runs from base 116 to 1369 and encodes 417 amino acids. NCBI's taxonomy places the organism in Eukaryota, Metazoa, Arthropoda, Collembola, Entomobryomorpha, Isotomidae. The record is from RefSeq and is a predicted model, not a curated record. Gene Ontology annotation, cellular component: membrane; cytoplasm. Gene Ontology annotation, molecular function: protein binding.